Messenger RNA from Limulus polyphemus (Atlantic horseshoe crab), 858 nucleotides. RefSeq names its product protein-L-isoaspartate O-methyltransferase domain-containing protein 1-like. Bases 142 to 858 code for a protein of 238 amino acids. Gene Ontology annotation, cellular component: cytoplasm. Gene Ontology annotation, molecular function: protein-L-isoaspartate (D-aspartate) O-methyltransferase activity. The record is from RefSeq and is a predicted model, not a curated record. The transcript is spliced from 4 exons. Lineage: Eukaryota; Metazoa; Arthropoda; Merostomata; Xiphosura; Limulidae. Gene Ontology annotation, biological process: protein modification process.
CAGUAUAUCCAAUUAAUUCAAUGUAAACAUUCACAAUCUGUUUACGAAUUAAAGUAAAAACGAAGUACAUGCAAAUAUUUUUCGUGGCAGUGUCAUAGGUGAAAUAAACAGGAUUGUGCUUCAUCACCAGAUACUGAAAUUAUGGGUGGAGCAGUUAGUGCUGGUGAAGACAAUGAAGAACUAGUUGAUAAUCUUGUUGAAGAGGAAUACUUAAAAACUCCACUUAUUGAAAGAGUUUUUCGUGCUGUUGAUCGUGGAGACUACUACUUGGAUGGAUGUAAAGAAAAUGCAUAUCGAGACUUGGCGUGGAAACAUGGAAAUCUUCAUAUAUCUGCUCCAUGCAUAUAUUCCAAAGUGAUGGAAGCUUUGAAAGUAGAUAGAGGAAUGUCCUUCUUGAAUUUAGGAAGUGGGACAGGCUACUUGAGUACACUCGUGGGUUUACUUCUUGGUCCCUAUGGUGUUAACCAUGGAAUUGAAAUUCAUGAGGAUGUUCUAGAGUAUUCCAGAAAGAAACUUCAGAAAUUUAAGCAGAAUUCUCUGGCCUUAGAUGAGUUUGAACUGUGUGAACCACACUUUGUGUUAGGUAACUGUUUGCAACUGUCUGCUGAUGUGUAUAAAUACGACAGAGUGUACUGUGGAGCUUCCUGUCCAACAGAGUAUGAAGGUCACACCAAAAAUCUUCUUAAAGUUGGUGGUAUUCUAGUAAUGCCCUUGAAUGACCAGCUAGUCCAGAUAAGAAGAGUGAGCCAUAACAGAUGGGAGACAGUAAGACUUUUACCAGUCUCGUUUGCUUCUUUGAUUAUUCCAUCCACAGAAGAGUUGACUACUUCAAUUAACACACGUAAGUUUAAUGUAUAA